AUGGGGUCCCCUCCUAUUGGUUUAAGCAACUACUGGUGCAGACAACUUGUUCUACCAGCUUCUAUUCUUAAAAAAGUGGACCAGAUUUGUUCUAGGUACUUCUGGAAAGGAGCAGAUAUUUCUGCUGCUGGUGCUCGUGUGAGUUGGGAUAAAAUUUGUAUUUCCAAAUCAGAGGGUGGCCUCGGAUUGAAGAACACUAAAACCUGGAACAAAGCUUGUCUCAUUAUCCUCAUCCGAAAAAUUUUAGCAGGAGACGGAUCCCUAUGGGUUGCUUGGCUUAAGGCUUAUGUUUUUAAGGAGCAAGAUUUUUGGCACUAUCAAGCAGCAGCUAACUUAAGUUGGAGCAUCAACAGGAUCUUAAAAUCAAGAGCUGAAGCUCUUCCAUUACUUUCCACAGGUUCUCCGCAAGCUACGGAAAUUUGGGACUUGAUUCGUUGCAAAGGGCAGACUGUUAUAUGGCACAAACUCAUUUGGUUCCCAUCGCAUAUCCCUAAGUUCAGCUUAAUAGCUUGGAUGGCUCUGCUCAAUAAAUUGCCUACAAGAGACAGACUUCUUAAAAUGGGAAUUAACACCGACAGUAUUUGCGUUAAUUGCAGUACCUCUUAUGAAACAAGGGACCAUCUCUUUUCACAAUGUACAAUGGCAGUGGAACUCUGGAAUUCAAUUCUGAAACUUAAUGGGAUGAAUACCACUUUCUUAUCAUGGGAUGAAAUGGUCAUAAAGGCUUGUUCAUUAUGGAAAGGGAGGUCUUUGCUCACCACCAUUUUGAAAAUUUCAUGGACUGUUGUUAUUUACACAUUGUGGCAGGAAAGAAAUCAGAGAAUUUUUCAAGGAAGGAGUAGAACGCUCGGCUGCCUGCUAAAGGAGGUUAAAGACGUUGUUGGAAUCCGUCUUAGGGGAACUAAUAUUAAUAGACUUGAUAGUACUAACUUACAGCUUUGUAGCGUUUGGGGUAUAGUAUAA
Messenger RNA from Hibiscus syriacus, 963 nucleotides. RefSeq lists its product as uncharacterized. The transcript is spliced from 2 exons. Lineage: Eukaryota; Viridiplantae; Streptophyta; Magnoliopsida; Malvales; Malvaceae. The record is from RefSeq and is a predicted model, not a curated record. Bases 1 to 963 code for a protein of 320 amino acids.